CGCAGGAGUAAUCAUCUGACCACGGAGCUCGAAAUAUAAAAAGCCUAACAAUAACAAAAUAUGACCACAGUGUCAAACCCUCAACACAGAACCGGACGUGUUAAUUUGAAAAAUGUUUCUAAUUAUACUGUCAGUGUCCUUAGUUUUUGUGAAUGCUGCUCCAAAUCCAGAGGAAAAAGAAAAUGAUAAACCUACGCUUGAAACCGCAGCGCGUAUAAUAGGCAAAGAUUGUGCUAAAGGAAUAUUAAGUCCGACUUGUUUGAAAAUUGGAGUGAUAUCGCUUUUAGAAAAAGUGAACAAUAAAGAUGAAGUUGCACUACUGCCAGGAUUAACUCUAGUUAAGGAUACAAAUGAAAAUAAAGCUGAAGCAGUUGCCAAGGAACUGGCGAAGUCUUUACCAUCAAACCCUGAUGAAAGGUUGGAUAAGUUCCUUCUGUAUCGCUUGGGAACUUUUCUGGACACUCAUUCGGUGAAGCUGCGGCUGCUUGAUGAGGACACUGCCGAGGAAGCGAAGUCGAUCCUUGGGGAAGCAAGAGGAAGAAAACCGUUCGGGAUGGGCAAGAAAGGAGGCAUGGGAGGACUGAUGGCUAUGGCUAUGAUGAUGAAAGGUAAGGGCGUAUUUUUACUACAACGUCAAAACCGGCUUAAGCGCAGGCAUAUGAUACAGAUUUACUAA
Cydia strobilella is the source of this 676-nucleotide messenger RNA. RefSeq lists its product as uncharacterized. Bases 113 to 676 code for a protein of 187 amino acids. The record is from RefSeq and is a predicted model, not a curated record. The transcript is spliced from 2 exons. NCBI's taxonomy places the organism in Eukaryota, Metazoa, Arthropoda, Insecta, Lepidoptera, Tortricidae. Gene Ontology annotation, cellular component: membrane.